Daphnia pulex (common water flea) is the source of this 1259-nucleotide messenger RNA. RefSeq lists its product as uncharacterized. Gene Ontology annotation, cellular component: nucleus. The transcript has 3 exons. Lineage: Eukaryota; Metazoa; Arthropoda; Branchiopoda; Diplostraca; Daphniidae. Bases 189 to 890 code for a protein of 233 amino acids. The record is from RefSeq and is a predicted model, not a curated record.
AAUUCUUGACGUCGUCAAAGCGCAACAACAUUCGAGAUGUGGUCUUGGACGAAUUCCCGGAAUGGCUGCAACGUUCCAUGGGUCGGAUCAGAGACACCAACAUCAAGUUGAAGAGGAUUGCCAACGAGAUUUUCGUUUCUUUAUUAGAUUUCUACAGAUGAAACCGAUCAGCACAUUUGACAUGAAGGAUGCUCAAGGGUCGUCCAAACAUCGUCUGGUGUUCGUAUUUAAAAAAUCGUAAAAAUAAUUUUAAACGUAAAGGUAAAAGGAAUUUUGCUUUUUUUAGGAACAUUCCGGAACAGAAUUUCAAUUCGCAAUUGGAGCAAGUCAUCAACAACGACCAUUCGGUUCGUCCAUUUCCAAUCUUCCGCUCAGCCGAGUGCCGACAGCCUUUUUUCAUUAAAUACCCUUGGAUUCUUGAAGAUAUCGUGGCCAUAAACCAACCCCUGCCAGCCAACUGGCAGGAGAAACACGACCGGAUGCUGUUUCAGCGCGAUACCCGAAGCAAGACGAAAACAAUUAAAGCUCCAGCCUAUUUGGAGCAUUACUCGGUCGUCCAGCUGACCCAAAACACGGCCAAGAAGAAAAAGAAAUUGAGCAGCGAUCUCCGUCCGUGUUGGAAACUUCGGAAAGCCGUCGGCAGUGCUGACGAGGACAGCGACGGAAUAAGUGACGAAACGGACCAUUACAUCGCUGAUCUUACGGAUCACGCCACUUACGCCCGCCCCGAGCCGUUUCCGGAGUACGUGUCGCAUUUCGAAAAAGCUGAAGUGCAAGAACGAAUACAUAAUCGUAGUUUACCAGCAGUGUCGUUGUGGAUUCACAUUUUUCAACCGCUGUUGAAGUUGGCCCGUGUCGACUCCAAAAUAAGCCCGCGUGAUUUUUAUUGACUCUUCCGAUCAGUAUACGUUUCUCACCUUAUUUUGUUUUGUAAUCAAUAAUUUAAACUUAAAUCGUGACUGUUCUCUGGAAAAAGAAUAAAAGUUUUUGACUAAAAUUUUGAAAUGUAUUUUACAAUUGUGAGCGAUUUAUUUGGACGAAUUUAGUUAAUAAUCUGAAUCGAUUCCAGUAUCGAUGUCACCAUAGCCCCCUCCGUUAUCACCAAAGUCGCCGUAGUAUCCUCCGCCGUAAUAUAUUUUUCAACCAUACGAACCGUAUCCGCCAUAAUACGGAUAUCCGAAGAUGCCUCUCCAAAGUAAUAAGGAUAAUCACGUCUCACAUACGGUCGGCGGUAUAGGUAAGAUGAAAGGUAAAGAAGA